AACUCAAACUCUCAGUCUCAGGUUCUUCAUCGUAUCUCUCCUUUUAUCUCUCAAACUCUUCCAAAAUCAGUAAAAGCUCUAACCUUUUAAGCAUUGGGUACUCUCAAUUUUUCGAAUUUUAUGUUUCGCUCUAUAUCUGUAUGUUGUGUUGUGUUGCUUCUGUUUUUCUUUCUGGAUACUAUGUUGUUUGUUCGUUGUUGUGUUUAGCUGUAUUUUCAUAUAACAUAACAUGCUUGCUGGAACACCACAUAACAUAAAAGUUUAAGCCCAUGAGGUCAAGUUCCUAGCAUUUUUCUUUUUAAUCAUCAAAAGUUACGAAUAUAAAAUAUAUAGUCAGUUGAAUACAUGUGUGUAUACUUGCUUUUCUUCAACCGUUUUAACAACUGUCAAUACAUGUUUACGAACUUGUUAGGUUCAAAGUUUGAUCACAAUUAAAGUGGACAAUGGAAGGGUUAAGGACCCUGUUUUUAGGUGUUGUUGUUGGGCUCUUUCUGCUUGGAAACUCGUUUUCUUAUGGAGAAAGGACAAUAUGUGCCACAUAUUAUCAAAAGGGUGGUGUUCCUGCUGUUCUUCAAAAUCCAGAGUGUUCUAGCUGGGUUCUUUCCAAUAAUUUCUACCGAAACCACACAGUCAACUGUUUGUUGGCUGGAUUCACCAAUUUCGAAGAUGGCGAGAAGCAUUUCAAAGAAAGAUUUUUUUGUGAUCUUGAUUUGCAGAUUCCAUUUCUAGGUGAAAAUGGGUCUAUUGAAGAUGUUAAAGUUGGUAUGGUCGCAGUAUUUGACCAUAAUGGUGUGGAGGACUCCGCUAAGAUGGCUACAAAUCUUCUUAAAAAUUAUUUUUUAGUUCACACAUACUUUCUUCGUGAUGAGACGUAUGCAUUUAACAAAUUGAUGGGACCGUUAUCUUACAAGGAGGACCAUGAUAUGGUAUUUCCAGAGCUAAACCAAGUUAAUGAAGUAGACCAACUUAUUAGAAGGUAAUCGUUCUUCCCUAGGUUAUAAAUUUUAAUGGAGAAGAGCUCAAUGGAAAGAUCUAUAUUGGAC
Molecule: messenger RNA, 1043 nt
Organism: Quercus robur (English oak)
Lineage: Eukaryota; Viridiplantae; Streptophyta; Magnoliopsida; Fagales; Fagaceae
Product: probable protein phosphatase 2C 51
Exons: 2
Coding region: 444-980 (178 amino acids)
Source: RefSeq, a predicted model, not a curated record